This is a messenger RNA of Acanthopagrus latus (yellowfin seabream), 3104 nucleotides long. RefSeq names its product protein ILRUN-like. The record is from RefSeq and is a predicted model, not a curated record. The coding region runs from base 121 to 999 and encodes 292 amino acids. Lineage: Eukaryota; Metazoa; Chordata; Actinopteri; Spariformes; Sparidae. Gene Ontology annotation, molecular function: ubiquitin binding. Gene Ontology annotation, cellular component: phagophore assembly site. The transcript is spliced from 5 exons. Gene Ontology annotation, biological process: macroautophagy.
CACACGGACUACAAUCAUGUGACAUGCGCACUCGGCCCUGUCGUCGAGUUUGUUAUGACAAGUCGAGGCCUCGGACUAAAUUAGGAGCGAAGCCCCAGUUUCUGUCCAGGCGAAUCCGCGAUGGAGGGCAUGGACCUGGACCUGGACCUGGACCAGGAGCUCAUGCAGAAAUUCAGCUGCAUGGGUACAACGGACAAAGACAUCCUGAUAUCGGAAUUUCAGAGGCUCCUCGGGUUUCAGCUAAACCCCGCCGGAUGCGCCUUCUUUCUGGACAUGACCAACUGGAAUUUACAAGCAGCCAUCGGAGCCUACUACGACUUUGAGAGUCCUAACAUCAGUGCGCCGUGCAUGUCCUUUGUGAGGGACGUGACGAUUGGUGAGGGUGAAUCAGUUCCACCAGACACACCUUUCACAAAGACCUGGAGGAUACAGAACACAGGUGCAGAAUCGUGGCCUCCCGGGGUUUGUCUGAAGUAUGUUGGAGGAGAUCAGUUUGGUCAUGUAAACAUGGUGAUGGUGCGGUCUCUAGACCCUCAGGAAAUGGCUGAUGUCAGUGUGCAGAUGCAGAGCCCCGUGGCUCCUGGCAUGUACCAGGGCCAGUGGAGAAUGUGCACAGCUACCGGACUUUACUAUGGAGAUGUCAUUUGGGUGAUCCUGAGUGUGGAGGUAGGAGGUCUCCUCGGUGUCACACAGCAGCUUUCUUCUUUCCAAGCUGAGUUCAACACGCAGCCUCACCGCCACGUGGAGGGAGACUACAACCCCUUCGCCUCGCCAGAGAAGAGCAAGUGCCCAAACAGCAACAACAACAGCCUCCACGAUGCCAGCGGUCAUAGAGUCGCAGAGGAACAUUGGCAGGGAAACCCCAACGAGCGGCAGCAAGAUCAGAAUGGACUUUCACACAACUCUGUGGAUAUAGUAGCAAACAGUCUACAAAGCAAUCUAUCAGUAGUCUCUUAUAACCAGGGUAUACAGGAACCCUAUCCUUUCGGGCACUCUUAAAUCAUGGGACUUGUCAUAAUGAAGCAGCACUAAACCGUACCUCUGGAGUCUGUCACACCAAUGAGAGAAAGAAGAGGCUUUAUCAGUAGCUGGCGGAGAGUGUGGAGAUUCAAAAACACUUUAUGCAAAGUCCGGCUACACUUUGAGAAAAAAAACCAGAGGCCAACGCUCCCGACGUGCAGCUCAACCAACAUCCCACAACCCACUGUAUGCACGUGUGAAUGCUAAGUUAAAAAAAAACAAAAGGAGAGUGUUUUGAGUGAUAACUUUUCAGAUUUUUAUUUUUCUUUCUUUUUAGUUGUCGGGGUGCAAAUGAAACUGUGUGGAUAUGUGUGCGCAUUUUGCAACAGAAAGAGAGACUUUGGAGGAAAAGCCAUUUAAUUUGCCAACUGAUUCUCUAGUUUCUGCUCUGACUCUUGGGUUACUGAUUCGGUUCCCUCUAACUAAAUCUAACAGUAUGGGCGUCUCUGAAAACAUUGGACAUUGUUGUUUAUUUGAUUCUUUUUAUCUUCAUUCUAAAUGUACCCCUUUUAAGAGAUAAGGGAAAUGUGACAUCCCUUUCAGAAAUCAUGUCUUGUGCAUUUUUGGCAAUCCUUUCUUUGCUGGCAUCCUGCCUGCAAUUUCAGAUGCAGUGCAGGUAUCCUCCACUGGAGGGAGUCAACCAUUACUCUUAACAAACAGAAGAUAAGAUCGACUGAGAAACAGAACUCUUCUUUAGUAUAGCUUAUAUAAUUUGUAUCAAGCAUUUAAAGCAGGAACGCUUAAAGAGUCAUGUAAACAGAUUUAAGGAUAUUUUACAGUAUAACAAUUCAUUUUAUCAUCUAAAAUGCACUGAAAAAUCAAACUUCACUUGGAUUUAAUAGUUUUAAAUGAGCCAAAUCAUUUUUUGCUGCAUUAUAAUCUCUAGAAAAAUAAUAGUUUUCAUAUCCACAUACAUAUAUAUUUAUCAAUGAAAGGCCAAUAUCGAUAUCUUUCAGGCCCAAAAGUAUGCUGACACAUAUAGACGUACAUAUUUGAAAUAUAAGAAAAAAUGUUAGCAGAGUAUCCAUUAUUGGUAUCAAUGCAGUAUUUUCCCAGUCAUUGUCUCAAGCUAAGUUUUUUACAUGGCAACAGGAUUUAUGCACAGUAUAGCAUCAGAUAUUGAAGUUAAGCCACGGGAGCAGCAUAACUUCACAUUAUGAAAACGGGUGUUUUCUGUCAUCCUGCUCUCAGUUUAAACGUUAAAGCUGUCUCGGACCUGCUUGAAUCAUGUUAAGUUGAAUGUAUUUGACGAAUGUAGAAGAAGAUAAUAACUUUUUUUUUUUUUUUAAUUUACCCAAAGACUCGACAUUGUACAUUUGCAUUGAAUUAAUUGUAAUAAUUGUUAUGAACUUUCCGUGAUGUUCCACAUCGAUGAGCUUCUUAAACACAUUCAAUACAAAAAGAAAAAAUUCAAUCCUGUCUGAUAUUUUCAGAUUCAAAACCCGACCACACCAGCAGAACUGCUAAAAGAAAAGAAAAGAAAAGAAAAAAAAGCCAGAAUCACGUUGUCCUGAGUAAUUGUUACUGCAUAUUUACUUGCACUAACUGGCUGAUGUAUGCACCGUGACAGGGCCUGUGUGUGCUCUGCUCCAACACAAGUACUGUUAAGACCUGAAGCAUUUGUGAUUUUUAUCUGUCAUCCACAGCCACAGCGUAAAGACCAUCUCACCAGGCAAACACCCCCUUUUUUCAUGAAGGUACUAACUGUAAGCCCCAGGGUUACUGAGCUGUGACAGCACGACAGCACCAGCCAAUAAAUACUACAACUUGUCACCCUGUAUCUCUGGCCCCCCCUCACUGUUUAACAGAACAUUGUACAAUGUUUAAUCAUAAAUGUCUCUCUCUGCCAACGAAGGUGUUUGCUGUCACGGAGGGCAGAGUGCUUGUUUUUUUGUUUUUUUUUUCUUCUUUUUUGUGUAAUUUCUCUCGGAAGUUUUUCCACAGGCCAGAUUGCAGAGUGAAUCAGUUGGCUACAGACUCGUACAACAGCACAUUUAUGAGAGUGAGGAAGUGCAAACAGAUGAAAGCUUUUUUCCCGUGUGUUUGAUGAAUGUUUGUAUGAUUAAAUUAUCACUGGAAUCUAA